Hyalella azteca is the source of this 6037-nucleotide messenger RNA. RefSeq lists its product as uncharacterized. Lineage: Eukaryota; Metazoa; Arthropoda; Malacostraca; Amphipoda; Hyalellidae. The transcript is spliced from 5 exons. The record is from RefSeq and is a predicted model, not a curated record. The coding region runs from base 90 to 5309 and encodes 1739 amino acids. Gene Ontology annotation, biological process: regulation of DNA-templated transcription; double-strand break repair via homologous recombination.
UUACAGGUAGGCAUUGUGACUCUAAAAGACCAUAACACUCAGUGUCUUAUUGUGUUAGUUUGUCCUCAUCUUAUUCUCAGUGUCAAAUCAUGUCUUCACGCCAAAAAUCUACUUGUGGAGAUUGGCUUUGCCUUCUGCGAACCAGAGCCCUUGCCACAACCAACAAGGAUGUGAGUCAUCACAAUACAACUGCCUGCAGCCAUCAGCACAGUUUGAACUGUUCACUGUCUUCUCUUCAAGAUUGCAUCUACAGCUCAACUGUCUGUGGCUGCAGUGCAGCUGGUAACCAUCCAAGUGAUAGAUCACGGAACUGUUCUUACCAUAGAGAGUCUUCUGAUUUUUGCUUCAAAGAGGAAACUAAUGUGUUGAGCCCCAGUACUUCUAUCAAUUCCAGCACAACACAAGGUUUAAAAGUGCAGCUUGGAGCUGACUCCACCAGCAACAGUUUUGUGUGGACAAGUGCUCUAGAAACUCCUCGUCGUAAAACUUCGUUGAAAACUAACAGUAAUGUAUCUCUUCCAGAACCUUGUAAUGCCUCGGUUGUUGCUUGUACCGAUGCACUCUAUGCGCGUCAAAAUUAUGAGAUAAAUCCUCAUAAUCAAGAUAAAAAUCAUGCUAAUAAUCUCCAAAGUGAUGCAUUUACAAGUCCAAUGCCCUGUCAAAAAAAUGUUUCGACACAGUGUAAAGCCUGUAUCUCUGACGAAUGUUACUGCAAAACGGGCCAGAGAACUUUGCUCCUUGAAAUGUCUUCCAGCUUGGAACGUGAUAAGCCUCGUAUUGAAGGGGUACCCACAAUGCAUGGAAGUACUUACAACUUAGAACUUAAGUGUAAAGACCCUUAUGUACAAUGUGAAACCUCUUCACUGCGAAACAAAAAUAUUUCUAUGAUUGAAAAUGGUGGAUCGUUUAUAUCUGAUGCUGAUAUGAGUGUUAGGCUACACACUGAUGACGAGAAUACUGACGCCAAUCUGCAUGUGUUCGACUCCGUAUCUCCAAAACUUCGACGACGAUCUAAGAAGGCUACUGUGAAGAUUCUUGCUCGGUCUCUAUUCAGCAAGGAGGACGGUUCAUCGCAAAAUUCUGAAACAUCUCUUCAGAGUUCUCCGCAAGCAUCCCAAGACUCUGUUUCCGGGACUCCAACUGAAAAUUGCGAUUCAGUAAACGAAUCUUCAAAGCGUUAUUUUGGAAAGAGCAACGAGCUGCCGUUGAUAUCUUCGUCCCACGAUGACGCCGAAACGAACUAUGUUGACCUUUGCUGUCGUGCAGUUACUGAGAGCGCCAAAAAAUCUUCUGAUCCGCGCCCAUGUGAGGUUAAUUUACCAAAGGUUCCCCUAGAUCUUUCUGAACUUAAUAAGUCUCCUACUAUUGCUUCACGGACCCCCUUGAAUCGCGUGCGCAGAGCACCAUUCAGUACCAGUACUCCCUCCCUUGAAUCAAAUCUUCGAUUUAACCUCAACCCACCAGGGAAGGAGGAUACAAAUUUUGCAAACCGAUUGGAAAAAGCCGCCGAAAACGAAAUCUAUGCUAGUAAAGACUCCAAGAAAUAUUCCGUCCAUGUUGAAGAAGCUCAACGAGAGCCUCAAAGUCAAGUCAGUUCAACAAAGCCCUUGAACGAUCUUGACAAGUUGACUCAGUGUGAAGAAACAAGCCAUAGAGAUGCUACUUAUGCUGAGCGGCUCAGACCCUGGGAUCGUGCGUCAGACGAACCUAAACCUAUUGAUUUACUAUGCUUUCCUGUAAAGAUAUCUCGUAACAAUUUCUGUGUUGAACAAAAUGUUCUCAAUACGAAUGGGGUAUCAGAUACUAUUCAGAACACUUGCAACUUAAUUCUAGUAGAAAAGAGUCCUGUUCAUAAACCAGACAACGCAGUUGAUGAAGCAUCUGGAAAUCAAAAACUAGACUCAGAAAAGAACAUUUUAUUGAUAUCUAACUCACAAAAAAAAGCUUUGAUGACUCCUAUAAGAAAUGAACAUGUGAAUGAGCCUGCUUACAGGAGUCAUGACAAGCAGUCAGUUAUGGAUCCUCAGGCUGACAGCUCCACUGAAGUAUUAGUGACUCCUUCAUCAGUAGGCGCUGCUGGCAUGCAACGCAAGCUUCCUGCCACACCAUCGCUGUCUGCUCGCGGGGCCCUCAACCUCGAGAUGCUCAAGAGAAUAAUUACACCUCAGCGCAGCUUCGUUUACCCCUCACCUGUUGCUGAAACAUAUUGCCGCGUCAAGAAUCUCGAGAAAACUGAUUCUCUACACGAAGAGGUUUUUGGCUGUAGUCUGAUCGAGUCUGAUGUUACUAUAGUUGUUCCAUCUGUUGAAAAGAAAACGCAAAUUGAUGAGAAAACCGUGACAGGUGGAUCUAAAAACUGUGCAAAAGAUAUAUAUAAAUCAGUUGAGAAUGAAAACGUGUCUAAUUGCGUUACAAGUAGCAUUACUCGAAAGGAUGACAGAGUUGCAGAUUUGACUCCGCCGGUCAUAAGUCAAAGAAAUGAGCCGAAAAUGCUCAAGAAUGCUUCUCAAAAGAAUGAGUCUCAGUCGAAAUUACCUAAAAUUGGUUCUCGUAGUUACAUGAACUCUGAAGAGCUUGCCGAGGUUGACGACAUUUUACGAAACUGCGAUGUUGAGUUCGACGACCUGAUUCAGCCACCCGAUGAUAUAAAAAUAACUGCCACUCCUUCAAAUGAAAUGAAAAAAUCUAACCUUCCAAGCAAUAACGCUUGUGCAUUAAAUAAACAACCGAAUAAUAACGUUACUUAUGAUUCUGAUAAAUCUCAUCAUGAACCAUCACCAGCUCGCACCAUUAAACCAUCCUGUUCGGUUUUCCACACCGGUCGUGGCGUUGCUGUUCACGUGAGUGAGGAGGCAGUAGCUCAGGCAUCACGUCUCUGGCGUGACAUACCGCAACCUGAACAAACUUCAGUCUUGGAAAAAACAGAACUGCUUGAUUCCUCGGCAUCGUUCUACGUACCUACGGGAUCGCACAAUAUUUCUGGGAAAGACGCAUCUUUUGCUGCUAAUCAAUCGUCGCAUGAAAUUAAUGAUCUUCAAAUCAAUAUGGUUGGAAAUAAAGCUUCUGAACGUUAUACCCAAAUUGCUCACAAAUCAGUAAAUGAAAAUGAGGCCGUUGUUCCGGAAAUAUCAACACGAGACAUGAAAAAUAUUCGCGUCAAUAAUAGAAUUCCAGUGAGUCCUUCAGUUCGCGAAAAUUGUUUGGAAACUGCAUCUGCCGAUAAAUUACAAACCGCACUUCUUGAUAAUUCCGUCGGAUUCAAGACAGCUUCUGGAUUAACAGUAAAGGUAAACAAAUCAGCUAUUCAAAAAGCAGUGAGAAUGUGGAAUGAAUGCACUGACAACAAAGUUGAAGGUGAUCGAAUUUUUGAUGAACGUAACCUACCUAUAGUUCCAGCGUCUUCUAGUACGAUCGAAGUAACGAAGAAUGUGACUGAACACGAGUCGCAAACCAACCUUGCGAAGACAUUUCAUUCCAGCGAAGAAAUCGUUUCUUCAUCAGGGACUUCUUGCAUUGGGUUUAGAACUGCGAGGGGCAAGAGUGUGCAAACGUCGGCACGAGCGCUAGAAAAAGCUAAACGCAUGUGGAAUGACUGUUCUUCAUCCACUGAAGCAUCUACAACAGACAAAAUAGGCUUUAAUAUGGACUCGGUUCAGAAUAAUAGUUUCCUUGAUAAAGCUUCUUCACAGUCAGUUCCUGAGAAGAGGUUGAAAAGUGCGGUAUGUCAGCCGCGUGAAUGCGAUCAGCUUGAUCUUGCACUCCAUAAAAGUCCAUCAAAUAUGGCUAAUUUAAAAUUCGAAGGUUUCAAGACAGCUGCUGGCUCGGCAGUUUCCGUGAGUGAGAAAGCCGUACAAGCUGCCAAGAUGCUAUGGCAAAACCUCGAUGAGACCAACUCUGAGCAAAAACCCCCAGAAAUUAUGAAAAAAACUGAUAAAUUACUUAGCUCAACCAAUUUCCAAACGCCUACUGCCGGAAAAUCUUCCAAGAAGGAAUUUAUUAAACAUAAAGUAGAUCCAAUGCGAAUCAAAGGAGUCAGCUCUAAAUUACCUGAACCCGAGUCCUAUUACACAAAUUGUAAUAGAACACCUAAACAAGUAUUCUAUCCUGUUCCUAAGAGAACUUCGAGUCAAAUGGACGGAAGUGAUAUCGCUCAUCCCGCGCCCGUAGGGACUCUGACUGAUGAGGAGCAGGCUAUUCUCGACACUCAGUUCUCAGAAAUUGCCGAAGAGUUUUUAAAAGAUGACUGGAAUUUGGAAACUGAAAACUCAGGAGUAACAUCAACUGUCCCAAUUAUGGCAACAGAAAAUUCGUCUUCUUCUAGCAAUGCGAGAGAUUCUGUAGCAGACAAGCGGAAAAUUUCGCCGCAACUCGAAACGGACUGCAAACGUCAAAAAGUGAAUAAUCUUGCAUAUAUUCAGGACAUGAAUGGUAUGGAUUCCUUGCCUCAGUGUGCCAUCGAAUCACACAAUAAAGUUCUGCCGUUUCCUCAAGAUACCACGAAUUGCAUCGGUCUACCCCAGACCAUCACUGGGUCUGGUACAAUCGAAAAACUCACAGAAUCCAACGACCAUGAUCUGUUACGCGUUUCAACUAAUACUGAUGUGAAUUCAGAGUCCCGCAAUUCGGUAUCCAAUGCAGUUUUGCUUCACCGCGACAAUUUUGCGGAAGAUAAAAAGAAUAUUGCGUGCAGUGACCGUGUGGAUGUAGUUAUAAGCGACGAAAUGCCAGGCGAAUGUCAUUCUGACGCCUCAGUUCGCAUAGCUGGUAACACUUCUUUGUCCCAGGACAGUUCGCUGCUUGUUAGAAAUAAAGUACAACCGAAGUAUCAUGGUAAUAGUGAUGAAGAGAGGAAAACGUCUUCGCUACCAAACUCUAUGAAAAUGGUAAAUCCUGAUAUCGAUUCAGCAAAAUUAAAAAUUAUUGAUUCUUCUCAGCGGAAAGCUCUUACUGAAGAAAAUGUAAGCAAUGUGCUUGCAAUGCAGAAAAAAAGUUCACUCGUUAGAGGAGGUUCUAGUAAGAAAACUGCAUCAGUUGCUCAUGCUGAAAAUAUGGCGACUGGGAAGUCCGUGAACGUUUUCGGCGAAGCUAAGCAAAGUUCUCUUUAUCUUUAUAAGUCAUCUGAUAGCAACACUGAUGUCGGGACCGAGAAUUCACCAGCGCAGCUGAAAUCGCAAGAGAUCAAGAAAAAAAUUCUCCAUUUACGUAAUUCUUAUGGCAAUCCGAAGUCGCUGUCGCCGCUGCCGAGCUCGCCAGCAGUCCUGCGAAUGCCGUUCAGAACGCCCGUUAGGAAUAAGUUAACUCAGGAGUAGCUGCUAACUUAGUGGUACAUGUUCAUAUUUUUGUAUAUGUUCAUGUUUUGGUACAUGUUCAAGUUUUGAUACAUGUUUAAAUUAUGGUACAUGUUCCUGUUUUGGUAUAUGUUCAUGUUUUGGUACAUGUUCAUGUUUUGGUACAUGUUCAUGUUUUGGUACAUGUUCAUGUUUUGGUACAUGUUCAUGUUUUGGUACCUGCUCAUGUUUUGGUACAUGUUCAUGUGUGGUACAGGUUCAUGUUUUGAUACAUGUUUACGUUUUGGUACAUGUUCAUGUUUGGUACGGUACAUGUUCAUGUUUUGGUGGUACAUGUUCAUGUUCUGGUACAUGUUCAUGUUUUGGUACAUUUUCAUGUUUUGGUACGUGUUCAUGUUUGGUACAUGUUCAUGUUUUGGUGGUACAUGUUCAUUCUGAACGCUAUGUUCUCACAUUAAAUUUGUUUCUGAUAUGGUAUUUUUUUUGGGAUUUUUUUUGGGGGGAGAUAAAUAAGAGGAACACAUUUUAGAUCGUUCGACUUUGGGUCGAUUGAUUUUUGUAUGAUUUAAUUUUGUUUUUCUUAUUGUUCGAGCUAUGAUUUGACUGUAAAACGUAACUUCUAAGUCAUGCCACAUAUGCAUCGCUUAUUAUUGUUGCAACACAGGAAAAACUAUUUUUUUAUGACGUAUUUGCCAAAACCGGAUGAUUUACUGUCACUCAUGAUUAGUUCCAAUAAAAUGAGUGCAGUU